AUUUCUCUGUUCUACGGUCUGCCCCCCUUUCCCUCCCGCGUUGUCUGGCCGGAUGGUGAGCUGCACUGCUGCUCACGCGAUCUGGGGCAUGCGCUAAUCACCGCAGUUCCAGUUGCCUUAGGUGCUUGUCUCUGAGGAGACUUCUGCUUAAUCGGAUUUUAAUGGUUUUGAAGCGCGUAUGUAGACCGCGCGUGAUUUGGCACUGAGGUGGACUAACUUUGAUCUAGCGUUUUCAUCAACACAAAUACACCAUGUAGACGAGGUUGGUGUUCCAAAUCUAUGUGUCCAGAUAAAUAGCCAUUGCUUUUGCUUUCACCGAUCCCAAAUAGGUUCCCCAAUUCUCGGCACGAUUCUGCAAAUUCAAAUAGCCACUGAGAAUACUGAUAGCUUCAGGUGCUGUGUGUCCAAUGCUCAUUCCCCUAGGAGCGGAUUGGCUGGUGAUGAUGCCAUGGAGUCGGAGGAAAUGCUCGCGAUGCUGUACAGUAUGGCAAUCAUGAGGCUUGUAAAUGGUUUUGUGGAGAAUCAACAUAAGAAAACUGGCCGUUCAAUAUCUGAACUAGCUGAGGCUAUUGGAAUACCACGAGUUCUGGUGGACAUUCGCCAUGAAAGUUCCCAUCGCAACCUUCCCUCCCUGCGACUGUUACGCCUGGCAAGUAUUAAGGCAUUUGAUUGGUUGAAGUGUAUUUACUGGGAUCGCCAGACUAAUUCCAUUCCUGAUGUUCAAGUGGAACUGAGGUCGAGAUUGCAUGAGAUUUCUUCCUUUCUGAAGGAGAAUGAUUCAAAAGAAUCAAAAUCAGGUUCCAAAAGGAAACGGUCUGAGAAACUAAUUAUCAAAGCCAUAAAGUACACUCGACAGCUAUACUAUGCUUGUCCCUUUGAGGUUGUUUCUAUUCUACUGGAUCAUAUGCAACUGGAUGCUCCAGAGUCCCCUGAAAGCAUUGACAUGCAAGAAAUUCAUAGUUUGGGUGUUUAUCAGUCAUCUGACACUCAAAUAUCAAAAAGUGAUAUGAAAACUAUCACUGGUUCCUCAUAUCAUGUAUCUGAAAAUAUUUUUUUUGAUGGGAAAAAGGUCUUCACCGCCGGUUCGUGUCUUCAACCGGCGGUGUUGAUGUCCCCAUCACCAACGGUUCUGGAACCGGCGGUGAUGGCCCCGCUAUCACCAACGACUUAAAUCCAACGGUACCCAAAACCGUUGGUGAUGCACUUUUAGAACCGGCGGUGAUAGGGGUGGCUGUAGUAGUGGCCGGCCGGAGUUGUUUAUAUGCAUGUGUAUAGGGAUGAAAACGGUCGGAAACGGUAAUUAUUCGGUAAUCAGUUUUUUUGUCGUUUUUCUUU
This is a messenger RNA of Panicum virgatum (switchgrass), 1335 nucleotides long. RefSeq lists its product as uncharacterized. Gene Ontology annotation, molecular function: endonuclease activity. Gene Ontology annotation, cellular component: Las1 complex; preribosome, large subunit precursor. Bases 449 to 1171 code for a protein of 240 amino acids. The record is from RefSeq and is a predicted model, not a curated record. The transcript is spliced from 5 exons. NCBI's taxonomy places the organism in Eukaryota, Viridiplantae, Streptophyta, Magnoliopsida, Poales, Poaceae. Gene Ontology annotation, biological process: maturation of 5.8S rRNA; maturation of LSU-rRNA.